Messenger RNA from Mus caroli (Ryukyu mouse), 1079 nucleotides. It is a transcript of the gene CUNH1orf105, whose product is annotated as chromosome unknown C1orf105 homolog. NCBI's taxonomy places the organism in Eukaryota, Metazoa, Chordata, Mammalia, Rodentia, Muridae. The record is from RefSeq and is a predicted model, not a curated record.
CAAAGCGUCCGGCCCCGACACGCCACUCCGCGAGGUCACUGCUGCCCUCUACUGAUUGCUUCUCUCCGGGCAAUCUGCUCCAAGUGGAAUGCUAAGCCUGGGAAGCAAAUCCCUCAGUGGGACUUACUUCACGGGGUGUGGAAGGCAGGAAGAGUCGCGGGGCUGGUGGAAGACUGGUAACUGCAAGGUUACCAUGACAUGUGUUGACAGGCUCUCAGCCAAGGGACUUUCCACGCAUCCAAGCCCUCCUCCUAUAGGGUGCCAAACCAGGCUUCUGGCUUUUGUUCCAAAGUUUGACAAGAUUCCUUGGCUGAGUGAGGCCAGCCUGGUAAACAAACCACUGGUCCUGAGCAUCCCCAGAAGGUACCACUCCUCCAUUGUUCUGACUUCAUACAAGAAGGAUAUGUAUUUGCCACACUUGCUUGAAAAUCCAGACUUCAUAUCAAAGGCUAGAAAGAAUGAGCAUGAAAACCUGUCGCCCAGAAACAAGCAACUGUGCUCUACAUGUCGAGAAUAUCAAAAAGUGAAAACGGUACAGCCAAAAAUGUUCAUAAUACCCGACCAUCAGAAACCAUCCUCCCAGAAUUCUGUGAAUCACAGAGAGGUGAGCCUUCAUUCGCAAGUGCAGCAGUUAAACUCCUACAAUGAUAUUCCAACAGAAAGCAUUAGCUACAGACUGCCCAUCAUAGGUCCUAGGACUGCCGUCUUCCACAGGCUGCUGUCAGGUGCCUAUGAAACUCCUCGGGAUACUCAACACUGUGCCUUUCCCAGAAAGAAAGGAAUGAGCAAGACAGUGAAGCAGUAAGUGAGUGGCCAGAGCUCAUUACCCCCAAACACUCAGGGACAAGGCCACCUCUCCAAGCCAGUUUCUGACACUGGUGCCUUCCCCUAAUCGUGUAUCUCCCAAAAGAUGAGUCACUUUUUCCUUCCCAUGUGCUGCUUUUCUAGCUCUUACCACUUCCUCCUAAAGAUAACAUGGUUUACUUUACAUAACUAUAAAGACUUAUUGACUAACAAAGAACAUGCUUAGUGUACCUCAUGUUGUUUUGCUGAAAUUUUUAAUGCAUGUUACAUUAUAA